Molecule: messenger RNA, 2479 nt
Organism: Schistosoma turkestanicum
Lineage: Eukaryota; Metazoa; Platyhelminthes; Trematoda; Strigeidida; Schistosomatidae
Source: the annotation of a GenBank genome assembly
AUUUUGGAGUUGGUGUUUACAGUCAAAUUUACAAUGAAAUCAACACAGCAUACAGUAUCUCAACCGGAAUUGAAUAACUAUCUAGCAAUGCCCAUUGGAUUAGUUGGCGGAUGCAUUUGGUCAUUGCAACGAAGGAUUUAAUUGCAGUUAUACACGAUGAAUGGAUUUAUUCAGUUUUUAAACAGCAGUUACUAAAUUCAAAGCAAUUUGCACAUUCAGAUUUAUAGUUUUACUCAACAGUUAGUCAAUCAAAGUGUUUCAGUUAUGCUUGUUCAGACUGAUAAUAUGAAUCAAAACAAUAAAGAUGGUGAACCCCGAUCGAUCCAGGCUUCUGUUGAGAUCAAACAGUAUCCGAAGAAAAAGUCUGUCCGGAGCACCAAGCAUUCUCAUGCACCGCGAAGCAGUAAUCGUGCUCGUCAAAGAUCAUUAAACAGGAUGUUCUGUGGAUGCCUAGUUUCCGGAUCAGAAUGUGGUAAUAUUAUUGAGCAUCCUCCGCUGGACAACAAUCGACGACUUCUUCCUACUAGUGCUAUCCAAUCAAUGGAAUCUCUAAGCAUCUCAAAGAAUUCAGAUUCACAGUAUUUUAAGUCGUCCCAACUAUCCAAUGACUCAGGCUUAAUCAGGCUACAACCAGUUGUUAACUUACCUUCUUGUGCUCUUAUAACAGACGCAUUGCUUUCACAAACAAAACGGGCAAACACAGUCAAGGAUAGUUCACCUUCCAAUGGGUUGAAGCGUUCCACUUGGCACAGUUUUAGGUUCAACCGUAAAAAAGAGAAAAACCUACCGAAGGCAAAACAUGAUUAUACGUUAGGUGUAACCGUUGCAAGACCGUUAAAAAUCAAUAGUUCUAACCCUGAGGGAGAAAAAAGCUCUGAAGUAGAUCAAUCUCUUGUGUUUUCACCACCGCCAAACCAAGUAUUAUUAGAAACGGGGAGUCCUGGGGAGAAAAAAGCCGCGUUACUUGGACCAAGAAGUGAAACAGACAAAAGCAAAAAGUGUUUUGUAAUUGACUUGGAUGAAACCUUGGUGCAUAGUUCAUUUAAGGUAAUUGAACAUGCUGAUUUCAAGGUUGGAGUGGAAAUAGAUGGAGUCACACACCGUGUUUAUGUCUUGAAGCGGCCGCAUGUCGACCUCUUCUUGUCCACUAUGGCCGAUCUGUAUGAAUGCGUACUGUUUACUGCCAGUUUAGCUAAAUAUGCUGAUCCAGUUGCGGACUUCAUUGAUAAAUGGCAUGCUUUCCGAUUCCGGUUAUUUAGAGAAUCUUGUGUAUAUCACCGAGGCAAUUAUGUAAAAGAUCUUAGUCAUUUAGGUAGACCAAUUAAUCAAGUUGUUAUUUUGGAUAAUUCUCCAGCAUCCUAUAUGUUUCAUGCAAGUCAUGCAGUUCAAAUCUCAUCAUGGUUUGACGAUGCAAACGAUCGUGCUUUACUUGAUUUAAUUCCUUAUUUUGAAAAACUUGCUACACAACCUGAUGUUGUUGAUUUUUUAAAAAACAAUAUUCCUCCCACACCUUAUGCUGCUGUCGGUACAGUUGGUUUGCCUCCGGGAAAUUUCACACACACAACUUUCUCAGCUACCACUACAACUAGCGGCGGUAGCUGUGGUAAAUCCUCUGAUGCUAGUUCAAUAAUAUCAAAUAUAAGACGUCCAAAUGUUUCCUCUCCGCUGCCAAUAUCCAUUGAAGAUAAUCACGUGCAAGUUUCAAAAGAAUCACCUGCAACAUCGACUGUAUCAAUAUCUGUUGAAAAUAAAACACAUCACUUAACUAGUACAGACGGUAUUAAUGUAGUCACUAAAUCAAAUCCUACAUCAAUUAGUAGCUCUACACUGACUCCUGUAGUAAAAACUGAUGAAAAAUCAAGUUCUUCAGCUCCUUUAUCCCUAGCGUCUUAUGUCCCUGCCACUUCACUAUCGGCAAGUGUUUCGACAACAAAAACAAUACCCAUUAAUUCUGUUAAACCACUUGAAUCGGUUUUGAAUGUGUCCACAUCAAAUGAAAGUACACAACCUCAAACUUCUGUUUCUCUAGGAAUUUCAUCUUUACCUUCAACAAGUAAAUCGACUAACAUUCCAUCAAGAAAUUAUCCAGUUCAGAGUUUCUCCAUGGGGCAUAAAACUUCAUUAACUAUGUAUCAAAAGAAAUUGACCGCUUCAAAUAAACUAUUUGGUACUGUUUCAAAUUGUUUUAAACUUACUCCUCCUACUCAGGCAAUUGAAAAUCAUCAUUCUUCACCAACUAAACUGAUUACACCUACUUCAUUGACAAAUACCACAUCUACCUCCUCGAGUUCACUAACAACCGAUGUAACACAUUCAUUUCCUACUGGUUCAACACCAAAAAUUAAUCAUUUUAUUAAAAAUCAAUAAUGCUUCGUAUUCUUCGUUAAUCCUUGUGCCAAAAUAAUGAAUAUCAUCUGCUUUAUUGAUACGGUUAUUAUUAAUUUGAUACUAACGGUAACAAUAAUAAUAAUAGUUAUAG